Messenger RNA from Elgaria multicarinata webbii, 554 nucleotides. It is a transcript of the gene COXFA4, whose product is annotated as NDUFA4 mitochondrial complex associated. The transcript is spliced from 4 exons. NCBI's taxonomy places the organism in Eukaryota, Metazoa, Chordata, Lepidosauria, Squamata, Anguidae. The record is from RefSeq and is a predicted model, not a curated record. The coding region runs from base 116 to 364 and encodes 82 amino acids.
GCCCCCGCGGAGACGACCAGAAGGAGAGCAGGGAGGAGUGGCUGCAGAGGCCUCGGCGACCACCGAACCCGAACCGAACCGAACCACCAGGACCAGGACCGACGCUCCCGCCGCCAUGUUCCGACUCAUGGCCAGCCAGGCGAAGAAGCACCCCAGCUUGAUUCCUCUUUUCGUGUUUCUUGGAGCCGGAGCAGGUGGCGCGUUUCUGUAUACCAUGCGCCUCGCUACUCGCAAUCCCGAUGUCUGUUGGGACAAAAAGAAUAACCCAGAGCCUUGGAACAAGCUGGCACCCACUGACCAGUAUAAGUUCUAUUCGGUUAACGUGGACUACAGCAAGCUGAAGAAAGAAGGUCCCGACUAUUAAAGAACAAAAAAAAAUCCCCCUUUACAAGCUGCACAAAAUGAAGGUCUUCAGGUCUUCCAGAAGCCAUCCGCACAACUCAUAUGCUUAAAUCAUCCAGGAAAUCCUAAAUUUUGUUGCACAUUGCACUUAAACCAUACAUUUGUGAAAGAGCUUGUUGGGACUUAAUAAAAUCUAAUGCUUGAAAUCUUAA